AAUCUUUUCUUCCUGUACGUCUCUCUUUCUUUCUUUUUUUUUUUUUUUUUUUUUCUUUUCGUCGAACGAUUUUCCUCUUCAUCGUUCAUCUUCUCUCUCUCUCUCUCUCUCUCUCUCUCUGUCGCUCUUUUUCUCUCUCAUAUAUACUCUCUCUUUCUAACUCUGGCAUUCAGUCGCGAGGCACGCGGAGCUCUUUCGGUGUUCCGGUCGAUAGUUUUCUCGCACGAUGAGCAACGGAACGUAGACGAUAAAGCUCGACGGGGAAGCUUAGCGAGAAAGAUGAAGAGAGUACUGAAAAAGCUUCGAGAAAGAAGAAAGACAAAGACAGAGAGAGAGAGAGAGAGAGAGAGAGAGAAAGAGAAAGAGAGAGAGAGAGAGGGUGAGGAGGGACAAGAGGAGAGAGGGAAAGAGAAAGACAAAGGAGAAAAAAGAAUUUGUGGAAAGUUAGGCGUAUCUCGCGAUUUGUCUCGCGGCGACGCUAGCAACGUUGAAACUCGUGAAUAAAAGAUGCCACGGAAUAGCCUCUAUCUCUUUCUAUCUCAUAGGAAAGAUAUAUAUAUAUAUAUAUACAUAUAGAUAUACAUACAUAUAUAUAUAUAUAUACAUCGACUAGUUUCUAUUUCAAAAAUCGUGGACUCUUUGAUGCUCGAAGCUGAUCGUCGCGUUUUAUUCGCAUUUUUGUAAAAGAUUCUAUCACCGUCGGAAAAAGGAUUUUUUCUUCUUCCUUCUUUUUUUUUUCUUUUCUCUUUUUUCCUUCGUUUUUCUUUUCUCCUUUUUUUUCUUUUUUUCUUUUUAACACUUAAUCGAACAUAAACAUUGACAUUUAACAUUGCUAACAUAAAGAGGAUAUAUAAAUAUAUAAAAGGAUCGUACGAACGACAGGAGAUCGUAGGGAGAUCGUAAUAAGUGAAUAAGAAGAAAGUGGACGUAGUAGUAGUAGUAGUAGUAGUAGUAGUAGUAGAAGUAGUAAUAGUAAUAGUAGUACUAGUAAUAGUCUCGUACGAUCUGUAAAGAGGGGACAUAUAAACACGAGGAUUUAUCGGGAAUUAUCGCCUCUAUCUCUCGAGUAAACGACCGAAGAAGGGGUCCGAGGGUACCGAACAAGACACUUCCGGUGUUUUGCGUGCUCGUUCGUAUGUAACUCAUCAUGGUACAUUCAACCGCUUAAAUAGUUUCCUAGGACGGAUUCAUGGUAACGUCUUCAGUGUAUCCCUGAUUAAUUUGAAAGAAAAAGAAAAAAAAAAAAGGAAAGAAAGGAGAGGGGAAAAAAUAUGGGCAAAAAAGAUAAGAGAAAUAGAGAUAGUGAUAGGAGAAGGUAGGAAGAUAGGUGUAGAAAAAUAGGUAGAAAUGUAGAAAGAGAGAGAGAGAGAGAGAGAGAGAGAGAAGGAAGAUCAAAUCGGUAUUGGAAUCUUUGUAUGGAAACGAGGGACUCUCGAGGCUUCCACGUAAUCCAUCCACUCGUGCAGAACCCCCGGACGACUCUCUGGCCUCCUUUUAUUUUCAGCGUUCCUCCUAACUAGACGGCACGAGUUUCCGUUAGCGACUCUCUUCCGUCCGCAAUCAGCACUUCCAACGAACUAGGACGCACGAAUAUCGUUCCGUCCUCCGAAAAUUCGACUUUGUGUCCCAUUAAUCUUCGGGUAUAUGAGAAAGACGGAAGGAGUGGCUAGGCGAGGGAUGGCGGUGAAGGGGGAGCUUAGGGUGGAGGCGACUAGGGGGAUAUUAGAUGCUCCUAGUUUCCUCGAGUUUUCAUGCUUCAGGGAGUGAUUACAAUAGCUUUUUGUCUACCGGCUAUAGAAUACUAUAAUAUUCAUAUAAUACGAAUAUUAUAUGAGGAUUAUAAUAAUAGUGGAGAAAGGCAAAUGAAGGUGCAGGAAGAAGGAGAGCCGCAGGUGGAUUGACAAUCUCACCGGCAGCGGUCGCUCUAUCGAACGAUGACAGCAACGAUGCUUUCGAGGAAUUGGGGCUGGGGGUUGUUCGUUCUUGUUUUUCUUGUUCUUGCCACCCCCAGUCCCGCUGCCAUUCGCAGAGCGGACCGUGGUCACUGUAACAAGACCGUUGACAUCUACGAGGAUGUUUCCAGUCCUGCAGUGACCGCUGCCAACAUGGGAAAACCACUUUAUUGUUGGUACCGUUUCCGUGCUUUUCGUGGAACACCAAGAGAUUGGAUUCUUCGUGUACGUUUUAAGAAAUUCAAAGUUGGCGUAUUGGAGAAUGCUACGACUUGUUCGGGCGGUUACCUGCAGAUCAUAGACGGCAACACGAAAACCGAGGUGAGCAAUCGCAAGGACCCCGGUGUCUAUUGUGGCGAAUCCGAGCAACCGCAAACGUUCAUUUCCGAGACGAGCUUCGUACGAGUGAUCUUCCACGCGGAGAACUUCACGGACCAAACUUACUUCAGUUUCGACUCGCGGGCCGAGCAGCAACUCGACGUUUACCUGAGGUACGGCCAGCAUCCAGAACUUUAUCCAAACAGAAGGGGCGAGAUCGUGCCUGGGAGUUACUGCGAAAGGGUUUUUAAGGACUGCAGAUUGCAAACGUGCUACGUACAGAGCCCAGCCUUUCCGGGUAUUUAUCCGCGAGCUUUGCACUGUAAAUACAAGCUAAAUACACGGUUGCCAUUCAUAAAGCUCUAUAUAGAGAAUGAAGAGUUCAAUAUCGACGGACAACGAUGUGAGAAUAUAAUGACCUGCCCGAUGAGACCGAUAAGCUCCGGCUCGGAGCAUUGUCCGUACGAUUAUAUACGUGUCUUCGAUGGGAAGGAUGAAAAUAGUCCUGUAAUCGGUACAUUCUGCGGUAUGGGUAAAUUCCCCUACAGUAUAAUCGGCACUAGCGAAGAUCUCUAUGUCGAAUUUGUUUCCUCACCAGCCGGACCACUAUUGAACACGGGUUUUCACUUUAACGUUGGCAACUGGCCUGGUCACGUCGAAACGGCAGGCGUAAAAAACGGUAGCUGCGACUGGCUACUCAACAGCGAGUCCCUCGUAAGCGGUAACGAGGGUAUCUUCCUGUCCGUCGCGCACUGGUACCCACCCCAUACGAGCUGUACCUAUUUGCUGAGGGGUCGCCCUGGUGAAAUAGCCAGGCUUUAUUUCCCCAGUUUCCGUGUCAAUCGAAUCGAGUCGCCCAUCAAGCCUUACGACGGUGACUGCGGUGAGAGCCUUACCCUCUACGAUGCGGAUUGGCCGGACGAUGCUAGAAUAAUCAAGACCUUUUGCGAUACCUUCAGCAAACCAAUGGAAAAGCACGAUUUUGUCUCCACUUCGAACGCUCUAUUUGUUAGAUUCGAGAGUAAAACCGGCAGUUACUCAGGGAGUUCCCUUUACUAUUGGGCACAUUACGAUUUCUUCAAUGCCACGAGAUUUGGGGAGCCUGUACCUGGCACAGAAUGCGACGAAAAGUUUACUUCGUGGAGAGCACGUGUUGGACAUUUGAGAUCACCCCUGAACACGUUGAUUUAUAAACGACCUGGGAACCCACCGAUGGAUCUCUCCUGUACCUAUACGUUCCUUACGGACAAGAGGCUUUUCGCUAGAGUAAUAUUAACCAUUGAAUCGGUGUCUUUCAAAGAACGUUCAACCGGUCACUGUGGCCAUUGCUGGGACAGUCGAGUCGAUAGAUUGGUUAUACGAGAACCUGGACCGGAUGGUGUUAAGGGUACUUGUAUAUGUCGUCGUGACGAGGAAGACAGUAUACCGAUAACACCGAUCAGAGUAGUGUCUCGUGGCGAGAGGCUUGAUCUGAAGUUUCUAAUAGACGGUGUUCGGGCAGCCGCGAAUUACUUCAAACAACCUUCACCGAUAUUCGAGGCCAAUUACGAAUUCGCUCACAGUCCACUCUGCGGCCCUGCAAUAUUGCCUGCUAUCACGGACGGCGAAAUCGAAUUUCCUCAUUACGAGGCACUAGGCUACGUUGCUCCACCGAGAUCGAUCAAAUGUAUUUGGGAGUUAAGAGUCAAUCACGGACGAGACUUGUGGCUACACUUUGAUAAAAUAAAAUUUGCUUCUCGUUCCUGCGAGGACGGUAAGCUAGAAAUCUUUCUUCCUGGUUCGAUCGAUCCAUAUCUUGGUAUUUGCGGAGAGAAUGUCAGCUCUGUCAGAGAAAUGCCUAUACUAUCGGCUAGUCAAAUUCUACCAACCGAUCGUGACGACACGGAAUAUUCCAACGUAGUAAUACAAUUUACCGGAACUAUGGCACCAGCCAGAGCUGCCUUUAAAAUCGCCUGGACCGAACUCUAUCAUUUACCGAGGGACAGUUCGGGCGGACUACAUACCCAAAAACUCGACGAGGAGUGCGGCUUCCGUUGUCCCGGUGACGCUGGUUGCAUACCCAUCAGAUUGGUAUGUAACGGUGUUGUAAAUUGUCCUAGUACCAGCGCGACGAUCGUCGUUCCCUACAACAACAACAGUCAUCCUGAACCUGACGACGAGUCCCUCGAAAGCUGUGCUGGACCUCUUGGAUCGAACGGUGGAAGUGUCGUUGGUCCUGCUGGUUGGGCUGGUGCUGGACUCGGUGCUGGCUUGGCUAUAUUACUUGCAAUUACUUGCCUCAUCGUGGUGUGUCGCAUUUGUAAGCGUCGCUCUCGUUCCAGAGACAUUCACGUACCGUACUAGCGUUCGGAGCUAAUAUCUACUCCAGCAUAUCGUCGUUACGAUCCUCCUGUGAAUUACGGACGCGAACGCGAACGCGAACACAAACAUGAACACGAACGUGAACGCGAACGUGAACGUGAACGUGAACGUGAACGUGAAUACGAACGCGAACACGAAUGUCGUCGUCGUUGUCGUCGUCGUCAUUAUCUUCGUUGUCAUUGUUGUCGUCAUUGUUGUCGUCGUGUCGAUCAUUUUUUUCUUCUUCGUUCGAUCACGACGACGAGAUUGCCUUUUCAACUCUCACGAUUUUUCCUCCCAAAUAAUCUCUUCCUUUUCGUACCUAUGUUGAAAUAUAUAAACAACUUCCAACUCGCAACAGUUAUUACUAGUUUUUAGAAACUACGUCCGUGGCACUGCGUUACGCCAUACUGUUCGAGUUGCAAAAGAUAGAAAGAGAGAGAGAGAGAGAGAGAGAGAGAGAGAGAAAGAGAGAAAGAGAGAAAGAGAGAAAGGAUGCUUGCGAAAUAACACGAGUCCAUGUAUUCCCUUAGGUCCCAGAACGCGAAAGUGCCAAUGAAAAUUCUAUCCGGCAUUUUGACGGCCAUCUUUGAAACUACUAUAUGGAGGAAUACAUUGUGGGAACAAUAUGGAACCUUAGGAAAAGAAUAAUGGCGGAAUUUUUUUCUUGAUAAAUUAAAUGGACGUUCGUAUUCGAUGAGAAAGAUAGAAAAUUUUUAAAUAAAUAAAUAUAUAUAUAUAUAUAUAUAUAUAUAUAUAAAAUAACAAUAUUAUAUCAGAUUUCAUUAAAGAACAUUGUUAAAAUAGCCCGCGAUAUAAAUGGAAGCAAGAAAAUGAGAAUCGAUUAAUAUUUCGUUUUUCUUCCGUUUGUUUUUUUAUUUCUUUUUCUUUUUUUAUCAUCUCAAUCGGAUUCAAAUUUAUAUUUAACGUUCUAUUAAUUUUUUUCGUCUUAUCUGCCAGUUAC
Vespa velutina is the source of this 5574-nucleotide messenger RNA. RefSeq lists its product as uncharacterized. The record is from RefSeq and is a predicted model, not a curated record. NCBI's taxonomy places the organism in Eukaryota, Metazoa, Arthropoda, Insecta, Hymenoptera, Vespidae. The transcript has 4 exons. The coding region runs from base 1935 to 4613 and encodes 892 amino acids. Gene Ontology annotation, cellular component: plasma membrane.